This is a messenger RNA of Daucus carota subsp. sativus, 3203 nucleotides long. RefSeq names its product serine/threonine-protein phosphatase BSL1. Gene Ontology annotation, molecular function: phosphoprotein phosphatase activity; protein binding. Gene Ontology annotation, biological process: brassinosteroid mediated signaling pathway. The record is from RefSeq and is a predicted model, not a curated record. NCBI's taxonomy places the organism in Eukaryota, Viridiplantae, Streptophyta, Magnoliopsida, Apiales, Apiaceae. The transcript has 21 exons. Bases 221 to 2821 code for a protein of 866 amino acids.
ACACCUACCUCCCCUAUCCAAUUGUGUACAUGUAACCGGCCCCAUUUAAAAACAUUCAAACUUGAUCACCUAAAACACCACCCAUACACACCGCCACUGCACUAAUCGCCGGCGUCUUCGAGCCCGCUCCUAUUAACAUCAAAUUAAAGUGCCUGCACAAAUUUUUUAAUUAUAAUUUCUAUUUAUUUUUUGUUACUUGAAUUUUAAUUACUCGAUUGCGAUGGCGGCUCCUUCGAGGAAGCCAUGGCUAUCGCCGGCGCCGACCUAUCAAACUUUCGAGUCGUUUUGGGACUCCGACGAAGACGCUCCUGGUCCGCGGUGCGCUCAUACUCUCACUGCCAUUGCUCCGACAAAAUCGCACGGUCCUCGUCUUAUUCUAUUCGGCGGCACUACUGCAAUUGAAGGCGGCGGCGGCUUCGGAAUCAGGUUGGCUGGUGUUACUAAUUCGGUUCAUUGCUAUGACGUUCUCUCUAGAAAAUGGACCAGAAUUAAACCAUCUGGUGAGCCUCCUUCACCUAGGGCAGCACACACAGCUGCUGCUGUUGGUACUAUGGUUGGCUUUCAGGGUGGAAUUGGUCCUUCCGGUCAUUCAACUGAUGAUCUUUAUGUUCUUGACAUGACAAAUGACAAAUACAAAUGGCAUAGAAUUGUUGUUCAAGGAGAAGGUCCUGGUCCUAGAUACGGUCAUGUAAUGGACUUGGUUGCUCAGAGAUAUCUUGUUACUGUUAGCGGUAGUGACGGAAAAAGAGUGCUGUCAGAUGCCUGGGCCUUGGAUACUGCUCAGAAACCAUAUGCAUGGCAGAAGCUCAGUCCAGUGGGCAAUACACCUUCGGCUAGGAUUUAUGCAACAGCCAGUUCUCGCUCGGAUGGUAUGCUUUUGCUUUGUGGGGGAAGAGACAUAACAGGCACGCCACUAUCUGACGCUUAUGGACUGCGCAUUAAUAGAAAUGGCCAGUGGGAAUGGACUCUUGCACCUGGCGUGUCUCCUUCUUCAAGAUAUCAGCAUGCUGCUGUCUUUGUGGGCGCUAGAUUGCAUGUUACUGGAGGUUCUGUAAGGGGAGGGCGUGGAGUUCAAGGUGAAGCAGCUGUUGCAGUACUUGAUACUGCUGCCGGAGUUUGGUUGGAUAGAAAUGGACUGGUAACAUCUUCACAGCCCAGCAAGGGGCAGGCUGAGCCAGAUCCUUCUUUAGAACUCUUACGUCGCUGUCGCCAUGCUGCUGCAUCUGUUGAUACUCAAGUAUAUGUUUAUGGUGGACUCAGAGGAGAUGUGGUGUUAGAUGAUUUUCUAGUUGCAGAGGACUCACCAGCUCAUUCUGAAUUUAAUUCUCCGGCUUCAAUUUCGGAGAGGGCCUCAAAUAGGAAUCUAGAUAGCUCCCUGUCUUCUAGUGGUUCAAGCAUGGAUAAAAGUUCUAUGACGAAACUGGCCGAGGCUUCUGCUGCAGAAGCCAAUGUUGCUAAUGCCAUGUGGCAAGCUGCACAAUCUUCAUUAAAUAGUCCUGAAGAAACAAGUGUGUCAGCUAACAACUCACAAGCUGACAAGACCACGUCAGAUUUUAGUGAUACAGAAGCAGAUGUGCGCCUGCACCCUAGAGCUGUGGUGGUUGCCAAAGAGACUGUAGGAAGUCUAGGUGGGAUGGUAAGGCAGUUAUCUUUGGAGCACUUUGAGAAUGAAAGUAGGCGGAUUGUUCCGUUGAAUAAUGAUCUAUCGCAGCCUACAAAAAAGUUUACGAGGCAGAAAUCUCCUCAAGGUCUGCAUAAAAAGGUCAUAUCUACAUUGCUUAGGCCUCAAAAUUGGAAACCUCCUGUUGAUAGGAGGUUUUUUCUAGAUGCUUAUGAAGUGGGCGAGCUUUGUUAUGCGGCUGAACAAAUUUUUAUGCAUGAGCCUACAGUUCUUAAAUUAAAAGCUCCCAUCAAAUUGUUUGGUGACCUUCAUGGCCAAUUUGGGGAUCUGAUGCGAUUAUUUGAUGAAUAUGGAAGUCCUUCUACCGCAGAUGAUAUAACUUACAUUGAUUAUUUGUUUCUUGGGGAUUAUGUUGAUCGAGGACAACACAGCUUGGAGACUAUCACUCUGCUCCUUGCAUUAAAGAUCGAGUAUCCUGAGAAUGUUCACUUAAUACGAGGGAAUCACGAGGCUUCGGAUAUAAAUGCACUUUUUGGUUUCCGUCUGGAAUGCAUCGAGAGAAUGGGUGAACGUGAUGGAAUUUGGGCAUGGACGCGAUUCAAUCAGCUUUUUAACUAUCUUCCACUUGCAGCCCUUAUUGAGAAGAAGAUCAUAUGUAUGCAUGGAGGCAUAGGGAGAUCAAUACAUUCAGUAGAACAGAUAGAGAACCUAAAGAGACCCAUAACCAUGGAUGCCGGAUCUCUAAUCUUAAUGGAUUUGUUGUGGUCUGAUCCCACAGAAAAUGAUAGUGUUGAAGGCUUGAGACCCAACCCCAGGGGGCCUGGCCUCGUCACAUUUGGGCCUGAUAGGGUCACAGAAUUCUGUAAGAGGAACAAGUUACAGCUAAUAAUAAGAGCCCAUGAAUGUGUAAUGGAUGGGUUUGAACGGUUUGCUCAGGGACAGUUGAUCACUCUAUUCUCAGCUACAAACUAUUGUGGCACCGCCAACAAUGCUGGAGCUAUACUGGUAGUUGGUAGAGGAUUAAUGAUUGUGCCUAAAUUGAUUCAUCCCUUGCCACCUUCCAUGCACUCACCAGAGACAUCUCCAGAAAGGGGGACGGAUGACACAUGGAUGCAGGAAUUAAACAUUCAAAGACCGCCAACUCCUACCAGAGGGCGUCCCCAGCCUAACCUUGAUCGGGAUUCACUUGCAUAUAUUUAAAAUUGUUCAAUCCUUUUCAACAGUUUUUAUGUGAAAUUUCUUGUCCUGUAUUUGCACUAUAGUUCCUUUUUACUGUCAACCAGAAGGAUUUAUCGCCUUGAACUACAUGCAUCCUUUCUGAUUUUGAGGGUCAAGUCGAGAGAAGUUUUUAUGUAUAUAAGGGGAGUGUAAAGAUGUGUCACAGGGAACCAACAGAGCCAUUAGAGGUGUAUGGUGACUAUUAUUUGUCGUACUGCUUACAUAUUAUUACUUGUAUGUAUAACAUGCCAGCGAAAGUGAUGGCUAGGGAAGUAAGUAUUAGUUUAGAUAUGGUCUGUAGUUGGGUACCCCUUGGGUUGUGUAUUGUAAUUUAUGUAUUGAUCGAUUAAAUUGAUUAAUUAAA